Molecule: messenger RNA, 2999 nt
Organism: Onychomys torridus (southern grasshopper mouse)
Lineage: Eukaryota; Metazoa; Chordata; Mammalia; Rodentia; Cricetidae
Gene: Tspyl5
Product: TSPY like 5
Exons: 2
Coding region: 82-1311 (409 amino acids)
Biological process (GO): nucleosome assembly
Cellular component (GO): nucleus; chromatin
Molecular function (GO): histone binding; chromatin binding
Source: RefSeq, a predicted model, not a curated record
UGACGUCACGGUUGCCAUGGAGAGGCCGGCUCGGUAGAGACCCCGGGCUGACAGAGCUUUGAAGCGGUGUCCGCCCGCACCAUGAGCGGCCGUAGUAGGGGUCGAAGGUCUUCCCGCGCCAAAGGCCGGGGCAAAGGCCGGGCCAGACCCCGAGUCCGAGCCGCCGAGGACGAGGCCUGGCGCGACGCGAAGUCGCCCCAGGACCCGCAGCUCGGGGAGGAUGCCGCGGCCGCGCAGGUGCAGGCCGACACUGCUCCGGGAGGCUCGGAACCAGCGGAGCUCGGGGACGAUGCGGCCUGCCGCGUCCCGCUGGACUGCGGCCUGGCGCUGCGGGCUCGGGCUGCCGAUGAGCGCGGGCUGGCGGCCACGGACCCAGCCCUGGAGAUAGCCACAUCCCUCGCCGAGCGCCUGGCCACCGACACUGGCUUCGUUGGAACCGUGGGAGCCUUGGCAAGGCUGCGACAUCGCACCCGCGUUGGAAAUCGGCGAGUCCCCGGGAGGAGGGCCCCAGACACUAGGAGCGCGGCGGGGAGGAGACCUCAGGCCGCAGUCAGUGGGAAGCCAAAGAUGGGCUCUGCGGGGCCGUGUGUCUCUGUCCCAGUGGGGGAGGAAAGGAAGGUGGCAGAGAAGCAUGCUGGGGCAGGGUCCUUCCCGAUGAUAAGCAGCAUGGAUACCCUGGAGACGGUCCAGCUAAAACUGGAGACCAUGAAUGCACAGGCCGACAGGGCCUAUCUCAGGCUCUCCCGCAAGUUUGGCCAGUUGCGCCUGCACCAUUUAGAGCGCAGGAACCUCCUUAUCCAGAGCAUCCCCGGCUUCUGGGGGAAAGCCUUUCAGAACCAUCCCCAGCUGUCAUCUUUUCUGAAUACCAAAGAUAAGGAGGUAUUGACCUACAUGAACAGGCUGGAGGUGGAAGAGCUUGGCCUCGCUAGAUUGGGCUACAAAAUCAAGUUCUACUUUGCCCCAAACCCCUAUUUCCAAAAUAAGGUGCUCGUCAAGGAAUAUGGAUGUGGUCCCUCCGGUCAAGUGGUGUCUCGCUCAGCUCCAAUCCAGUGGCUCCCGGGUCAUGAUCUACAGUCCCUAAGCAAGGAAAACCCAGAAAAUAAUGGUAGCUUCUUUGGGUGGUUUUCAAAUCACGGCUCUAUUGAGUCUGACAAGAUUGUUGAGAUAAUCAACGAAGACCUGUGGCCCAAUCCUCUACAGUACUACCUGGUCAGUGAAGAAGCCCAUGGGGAGAAAGGCAAGGAAGAAAGGCCAGGCCCAGCUAAACAGCCAGUGGAGACUGCUGAGCCUGGGGCGAAGCAAUCCAACUGAUGCUGCACGGAUCUCCCCACUACCUUCUGAUGGACCUGUUAGGCUGAACACGUGGGUUUGGUUGUCUGCCUUCUGUUGAUGCCAUUUUAUGUACACGGCAGCCUCUUUGGACUGAUCUUCAAGAAUGUGGCAUUUGUGAUCAUGUUCUUUGCUUCCCCAUGACUUCAGCUUGUCACAAAAGUGACACAUACUGUGUGAUCUCACUCUCAAUGCUUGUAUAUUAAGCACUAAGAUGUAUGCAGCUUUACACUAUCCAGUCCCUGUUAUUAGCUCUGGCCCUUCCCACCUGUCUUUCUGGUGGACAUUCCAAGUCAUCGUCCAGAUGGAUACUCAAGCUAUGUUACUUUGUGGCCAGUCAGCUGGACUUGCUCUUCAUUUUAGCCAUGCAUGUUAUCAAUGGCAAGGUUUUCUGGUUGCCUUCACAAAACAAAGCCAGUGCACAUGGCAUUGGCCAUCAGCCAGAUUUUAUUGUUCUGUGGGUCUGGCGACAACAACCAAGGUUCUUCCUGUUUUGUUUCCAGCUUCAGCCUAGGGUCCAGCAGACUACUGGGUGUGGAUGAGGUCAAGGGCAAACAGGAGUAAAUUCUGUGUUCUUCACAUCUCUUCUUGCCUCUGGGCCAGUCUACUAGUGAACCUUCAUCCAAGGCUGGCCAUGCCUGAUUGGAGUCAGUCUGUUGACUGUUGGCUAGGUUGCUGUUGGCUCCAAUUGACUUGUUCAUCCAAGACCUGAAGAACCUGCCCAUGGACCUAGGCACCCUCACAGUGCAUGAGCUACAAACCUACCCUCCACAGACUUUAGGAACCCUCCUGGUGGGCAGCCUGGUAUUUGUGAACAUAUGCUUGUUGCUCUCACAUUGUGAGUCCUGAGGAGGGCAGCAGGGCCACAGCCUUAUCAACUAGGUGCAGCUUUGUGUGUGUGGAAGACUGUGCUAUAUGCUGUGUAUCUGGCCUCAAAGUAAAAUCUUACAACUUUUUGUAGUUUUGCCUAAUGAGGGAAAUAGAGCUGUACAAAUUUGCUUUAAAAUACUAUUUGCUCUUUAUUAUGUAAAUUUACACAAACAGGAGUGGAAGAGAUGGUUCUUGGACCCUGUAUGCCUUCUACCUCGAAGCAUUCAUCAUCAGCCACAAGCAACGGAAUUUCAUCUGUAGCUCCUCUUCCUCCUACAUUGUUCAUCGAAAGUCCAAGGUACUGUUGCUGAUGCAGUCAGAUGUACUUUGGGAGAUUGGGGCUCUGGUGUUGAUAGUUGCGGGGUGCACUCUUAUGAUCACAGCAAGCUGACUUCUGUGUAUCAUUUUGUGUAAAUUAAUGAUUUCCCAGAAGUGGGCCUUAUAAAUGAGUCUUCAUAAUUGUGAAACUCAAGGAGUAAUGAUGAGGAUAUUCUACUCUCCCCCACAUCCACAAAAGAAGAGGCCAUUCUGCUGUAAAUCUGUCUAAGAUCCUGAUGUAAGAUCCUUCACAAUAUCAGUCUUUUCUCCUGUGUAACAUAGAGACUUUUAUGGACUGUUAGGGUUGCUGUAUUCUGUGAAAAUAAUCUCUCCAACAUAAUCUUUCACUUGUUGUAGCUGAUAUUUCAUACCCUGGUAAUAAUGCGAUUAUUUCCCUGUUACUAAGCAGCAUAAAUACUUGCAAGUGUGCAUGUUUGGUGGAAAAAUAAUAAUAAAAAUUCUUGUGUUACUGUUUUGUUUUA